AUGGAUUUAAAUAAAACGGUGCUGUGCGAGAGCCUGAUUAUUUGGCUUUUGGCUCAAAAGAUCACAGAUUUCCCUCUGCCUGAUCUGGCGCGUGUGGUAGAGCAGUUUGAUCAAGUAGAGCUGGGACGCCUCCUACAGCUCAUCCUGGGGUGUGCAGUCAAAUGUGACAGGAAACAAGAGUAUAUCCAGAUAAUCAUGACCUUGGAGGAAUCUGUACAGCAUGUGGUGAUGACUGCUAUUCAGGAGCUUAUGAGCAAGGAGACUGUGUCUCAGUUAGGAACAGAACAUCUUGGAGAUGUUGAACAGUUAAAAAAAGCCUUGGAGGAUCUGACUGAAGUCAUGGCAGAGAAAGAAGAGCUGGCACAGCGCUGUCAGGAGCUCGACAUGCAGGUGACAAUGCUACAGGAGGAAAGGAACAGCCUCCUGGCAGAAAAUGAUGUCUUGACUGAUCGAUCCAGUCAGCUUGAUACUUUUGAAAACCCCAGCACUCCAUCAGGGAGGAAGCACAGCCAACUACAACUACAGCUAGAGCAGCUUCAGGAGGAGAACUUCAGACUCGAGGCAGCUAAAGAUGAUUACCGCAUCCACUGUGAAGAGCUGGAGAAACAACUAGUGGAGCGUCAGCAUCGUAAUGAUGAACUGACCAGCCUGGCUGAGGAGUCGCGAUCGCUUAAAGAUGAAUUAGACAUAUUAAGGAGCUGCUCUGACCGGGCAGUCAAGCUAGAGGCCUCUGUUGAGACGUACAGGAAGAAGUUAGAAGAUCUAAGUGACCUCAGACGGCAAGUGAAAGUUCUGGAGGAGAAGAAUAUGACCUAUAUGCAUAACACAGUCAGCCUUGAAGAGGAGCUACGCAAGGCUAAUGCUGCAAGAACUCAAUUAGAGACAUACAAGAGACAGGGUCAGGAGCUCCACAGGAAACUGUCUGAUGAGUCCCGUAGGGCUGAUAACCUGGCGUUCGAGAUGAAGAAAUUUCAGGAGAAAUAUGAUGCUUUACUAAAGGAGAAGGAGAGGAUCAGCAUUGAGAAGGACACUCUCAGAGAGAUUAAUGAAGAGCUGCGAUGCACACAGGCCCAACAGGACCAGCUAUUACAAGCAGGAAAGUAUCAAACAGGAAGUCCAAGCCAUGAUAACCUGGCAGCUGAGAUGUUGCCCAUUGAGUACAGGGAGAAGUUCAUCCGUCUGCAGCAUGAGAACAAGAUGUUGCGGCUGCAGCAGGAGGAGUCAGAGAACGAGCGCAUAACUGAGCUGCAGGAGCAGCUGGAGGAGGCCCGGCGCGGACGCAGCCAACUGGACACUGAGAACAGGUUAAACAGAGAAAGAAUUAGUGAGCUCCAGCAGCAGGUAGAGGAUCUCCAGAAGGCCUUGCAGACACAAGGAGCCAAACCUGAAGAUUCUCAUUUGAAGAGGAAGCUGGAUGCUCAUAUGGUGCAACUGAAUAAGGCACAAGAUGAAAUCAUGAAGAAGAAAGAGCUGCUGGAGGACCUUCAGCCAGACGCUACUCAAACCAGUGUGAAGAUGGAUGAGCUGAUGGCAGCGCUGAAAAAGAAAGAUGAAGACAUGAGGGCGAUGGAGGAACGAUACAAGAUGUACCUGGAGAAAGCCCGUGAUGUACUCACAUUAAAUUCAGCUCUGAAAUACAUAGCCUAUUUUGCCACUGACUGUCUUAUGCUCUGGUCUGUGUUACAAUUUUGUAGCCAUUUCAAAGUCCUUGAUAUUUUCAUGUUACCGAAUCAUGUAAAAUUAGGAGGAACUGAUCAAAAUUGUAUGUAGUCUGUCAUAUUCUGUACGUCAGGUAACUACAGGUUUAAUCAGUCAAUAUAUGCGUUCUUGCAUUAUUUAAAGCUCUUUUACAAGCUCCGUUAUAUCAAA
Sinocyclocheilus grahami is the source of this 1869-nucleotide messenger RNA. It is a transcript of the gene hook1, whose product is annotated as hook microtubule-tethering protein 1. Lineage: Eukaryota; Metazoa; Chordata; Actinopteri; Cypriniformes; Cyprinidae. Gene Ontology annotation, molecular function: dynein light intermediate chain binding; microtubule binding. The record is from RefSeq and is a predicted model, not a curated record. Gene Ontology annotation, cellular component: cytoplasm; centrosome. Gene Ontology annotation, biological process: cytoskeleton-dependent intracellular transport; cytoplasmic microtubule organization. The transcript is spliced from 16 exons. Bases 1 to 1770 code for a protein of 589 amino acids.